UUAAAAGGCAAUAGAUAACCAAUAUCACUAUCUCGAUAAUUAUUUAGGGUGAAAUAUAAUUUCAAAUAUUAUCGUGGCAUUAUGUUUUAACUGAUAUCUCGAACGUUAAGGAUCAAAAGAGAAUUUUGAGGAAAACCAGAGUAAGUUGCACAAUAUUAAUUCAAUGUCAGGGAAAUGCACAAGAUCAUUUGGCUUGAGGUUAUUGAAUUAUUUAUAAACGUCAACUAUCACAAAUACAUCAUUGAACAGCUUGCUUUCCAUUAAAGGGAACAAAUAACACUUUUCUGCUGUGCCAAAUGACCAAUUGCCACGAAAGUUCACCCAUCAAUUGCCACUUCGUUUUCUGAUACUGUUGGCCUCAGCUGAGACGCAAAACGUCGCUUUGGACGUCGCAUCAUCGUCUUUUCACGUUGAUAAAGUGAAACAAUGAAUACAACACUUCAAGAAAACGAUUCCAGCUUAGACAAUUGUCUGGAGUGCGAGCUGCAAGAUUGUCCGGUUGGAUUAAGUCAAACAUCACAGGUUAUUUUCACUUCGAUAUGUCUCAUAUCAGGCAUUUUUGCAAUUGGGGGAAACUUUGCGCUUCUGAUAGCCUUUUACCGUACCUCAGCGUUGAGCACGAGGGUUAAUGCUUAUUUCAUUGCUUCGCUCGCUUUUGCCGACUUCAUGAUCGGGUUGACAAUGACGCCAUUGUACAUCUGUUACGCAGUAGCUUAUGACACAUUGUGGCUCAUCAAGCUGGAAGGAUACCUCUGGAUUGUGACAGUAACAGCGACAACUUACAGCUUAAGCGCCGUGAGUUUUGAUAGGUUUGUAGCGGUCGUGUACCCCCUGCGUUACCACGGAGUCAUGACGGAGAAACGAUGCCGUGCUGUUAUCGUUUUUAUUUGGUUUGGAUCCGUUAUCUUUGGCUCGCCCAGGCUCGUUCUUGAUGACUUUGUAAAGCUAGAAAAACUAUGGAUCACCUGUUCUGUUGCCACGGUGGCAAUUCCUCUCACGAUCAUGUCUUGCUGUUAUGGCAAAAUUUUCUCAGUUGUUCGGAAACAGAGUCGUGCAGUUACCGAUUCACAUUUAUCAAGAACAAGCGUCGGCAACAAAAAGGCUGCUGUGACCAUCGGGAUUAUAGUCAGCUUGUUUAUUGCAACCUUUCUCCCAAGCGUUGUUGUAUACUUUAUGCUUUUAUUCGAAAAUGAUCUCUGUAAGGAACUCAUACUAAAUGAUGUGUGGUUGUGGGUUGCCCUUGUAUCGUUUACCCAUUCUGCAUUUAACCCUUGGGUUUAUGGACUCAGGUAUAGAGAAUUAAGACAUGCCUUAAAACAGAUUUUUCUUAAAGGCAAUGCUUAGUGUUCGUUUUCUCUUCAGAUGCAACUGUGAUAAAGUUGAACCUUUCCUCACGGACACUUGCGUAGUAAUACAGACAAUUCCAUAAUACAGGCAGUUCUCUUGCUCUCAGAGAAACCAACUUAACCAGCACUGCAUAAACCUGACACCUGUAAUACAGACGCUCAGCUCUGCCACACGUACUGGUGUCACUCCUUUUAAAGAUCAUGUUUUAGACUAUACCUCUGUACAAAGCGUCUGAAUUUGAUUUCUUGUCUCUAUGUUUUCUUAGCCGUUUGAACUCUAAGCUAACAGACCUAAAUAAAGAGUUAUAAUAAACAUGUUUCUGUUUACGUUUAGAACUA
Orbicella faveolata is the source of this 1685-nucleotide messenger RNA. RefSeq names its product adenosine receptor A2b-like. Gene Ontology annotation, molecular function: melanocortin receptor activity. The record is from RefSeq and is a predicted model, not a curated record. Lineage: Eukaryota; Metazoa; Cnidaria; Anthozoa; Scleractinia; Merulinidae. Gene Ontology annotation, biological process: G protein-coupled receptor signaling pathway. Gene Ontology annotation, cellular component: plasma membrane.